GCGAUAUUACAAAGAAGGGACAGUCCGACCAAGCAGGGGUGCCCAGCACCCAGGUCAAGAGGGACCAUCUCCACGCGUUAGGGCGUGACAUGUUCCGGAAAAGCGGCUGACCAGUGGGCGACCAACUUUUGUGGCCCAGAACUUCCUCACCAGACCACCCCUGACAAAAUAAAAGUGCAUACGUAAUGCUCUCCUGCAUCUCUGUACUUUGGAGCAUGGGGUAAGGUCCCGGGAAAGCGGACACAAUACGGCGUGUGCGUGCUCGAAAGGUUGAUACGGGUGGGAAAAGGGUGGGGACCACCACACGGUUCGCCCAAACUGCCAUCAAACAACUUUUCACUUUCAGGAAACCGGGGACCCAGGCGAGGCGCCGUAUCCGAGGCCAGCCGCGCAGGCCACGCAGGCCGCGAAGACCCCAACCUUGCGUAAUUGCAGACCGCAUAGUGUCCUAAAUUACUUACACACUAUACCAACUUGCUUAUCGACAAGCUUGAACAGAAGCCCAAGUCCCACACCUCACGCGUUCACUUUCCAACAAACGCAAACGAAAUGGCCGAACCUGCUUCCGCUCCUGCUCCUCGUGGCGAGAUUGCGCCGACCCUGAUAGCCAGCGCGAUUGACUCGACGCCUGCGGCUCCUUCAAUCCACAAGGCGGAGCAAACCGUCGCUGAGGGCUUCACGAAGGGCGUCGACGCCGUGGAGGAGGGCCUGGAGAAGGGAAUUUCGGCCAUUGUGACCGGUGUGGACUCAGUGGCUAGCAAAAUUGGCUCAGGCCUGGAGAAGGCUGCUGGCACGGUGGGCAUCAAGCCGCACAUCCACUAGUGUGACACAAGCUGUUGAGGGUGCCGGCCCGUGACGCUGGUUUUAUAUAAGUUUAUGCGGUGUUUUAGCACUGGCUGCGAUGUGGUGUAUCUAUUGCGUACGUGGGUUGUGUCUGGGGCAACUCACUGACAGUUUGCGCAUUCCGUCGGGUUCUGGGGCACGUGAAGGCCGAGCUCAUUAAUGCGCGGCUGACAGAGUGUGUGUGAUAUGGCAGUCGUUUCGAUGGCAUACAGUUGUUUUGACCGGCACCUGGCAGACAGCUGGCGGUCGAGGGCACCAGUUAUUGCGGAGCCGUGUGCUUGACUGCUUACGAGUGUACAAAACGUGUGCUUGCGUGCAUCAUGAUACUGUAACAUUACUGGAGG
Chlamydomonas reinhardtii is the source of this 1187-nucleotide messenger RNA. RefSeq lists its product as uncharacterized. The record is from RefSeq and is a predicted model, not a curated record. The transcript has a single exon. The coding region runs from base 550 to 822 and encodes 90 amino acids. NCBI's taxonomy places the organism in Eukaryota, Viridiplantae, Chlorophyta, Chlorophyceae, Chlamydomonadales, Chlamydomonadaceae.